Closterium sp. Naga37s-1 is the source of this 4113-nucleotide messenger RNA. NCBI's taxonomy places the organism in Eukaryota, Viridiplantae, Streptophyta, Zygnematophyceae, Desmidiales, Closteriaceae. The record is from the annotation of a GenBank genome assembly.
AUGAGCGGCGCUGCCGUGCGAAUUGUGCGGCAACUUGUGGCGUUGCUUCAAGCAAGGCUUACCAGUGCCGCCCCUCCCCCCAUCACCGCGGCGGUGUUCUGGUGGGGUCGGCGCGGGCUUGAGGCAACUCACUUACCUCUUUUACUUCCCCCCUUUGUGUCUUACCAUCUUCUCUCCCUCCCCUGCCCCCAGCCGCCACCCCUCCCGCCCAUAGCAGUGUGUCUGGUGGGGUCAGCGCGGGCCUUUGAGGCAACGGGGCCCUCGCUGUUGCGCCACCUGCUGCUGCCCUCCGCGCACCCCUCUCCCCGUUCCGCCCACCCCUCUUUCCGUUCCGCCCACCGCUUUCCCUCCCACCGCCCCUCACACCUCUUCCUGCACGCACCUCUAGACGAAACCGCUGCCAAACUCAGCUUCCUCCGAACCUUCCUCAGCAGUACCAGCACAACUGGAGAGGGGGAAGGGGAUGACGUGGCAGCACGGGAUUGGGCGCGUUUGGCGCGGGAAAACACCAUAGCAGCUGUGCGAGUAUUCCCCAACACCGACGUGGAUGAGACAAAAUACCCCACUGGGGUCAUGUUCACUGGCACCUCACCGAACGGCCUUCAGGGUCUGCUACAGUACUUCCGCCUGGUGGAGGGGUGCUGGGACAUGAUCCAAUCGUUUGAAGCCACGUCAGCACAAGCCACGUCAGCACCGCCCCUGCGCUACAACUGGAUCGUGCGAGCCCGCCUCGACUCCCUCUGGACCGCCCCCGCAAACAUCCAACCCCCGCCGCUCCUACUUCUCCCCAACCCCCCUGGUGGUAGCGUGGGUGCUUCCCCCCUGCCGCUUCCCCUUUUCCGGAGCACUAGCUUGGAAGCAGCAAAUGGUGAUUCCGCUUUUGGAAUGGUAGCAGGCAGUAAUGGGGAUGAUGGCACUGGGGAUGGCGGCAGUGGGGUGGGUGAUGGUCUGGCCUACACGAUUCCGUAUGGGUCGGACUGGCGGGGGCUGAACGACCGGUUUGGGAUGGGAGGGAGACAGGCGAGUGAAGCAGCCUUGAAGCGGCUGAGUGCCCUGCGCCUGCUGGCGAGGCACAAGAUGAGACGCCUCAACUCAGAGCGAGCCUUCGAGGCCCAGCUAGCCCUGGGGAACAUCACGGUGCAACGAGCCAACCUGUCCUUCUGUGUGCUCACCCAACGCUCUUAUGGAGAAGGCUGCAGCAUCCCUGUCGUCUACUCCAUCAACGCCUCUGUGCCGCUAAAUGGCGUGAAAUGCCGCCCGUGCAGCCGCCCGUGUGCUGCUGGAGAAAAGCUGGGCAGGGCCAGCAGCAGCUCUCCUCUCGCGCAUCGCCCCAUCAGCCCCAAGCUGGGCAGGGCCAGCAGCAGCUCUCCUCUCGCGCAUCGCCCCAUCAGCCCCAAGCUGGGCAGGGCCAGCAGCAGCUCUCCUCUCGCGCAUCGCCCCAUCAGCCCCAAGCUGGGCAGGGCCAGCAGCAGCUCUCCUCUCGCGCAUCGCCCCAUCAGCCCCAAGCUGGGCAGGGCCAGCAGCAGCUCUCCUCUCGCGCAUCGCCCCAUCAGCCCCAAGCUGGGCAGGGCCAGCAGCAGCUCUCCUCUCGCGCAUCGCCCCAUCAGCCCCAAGCUGGGCAGGGCCAGCAGCAGCUCUCCUCUCGCGCAUCGCCCCAUCAGCCCCAAGCUGGGCAGGGCCAGCAGCAGCUCUCCUCUCGCGCAUCGCCCCAUCAGCCCCAAGCUGGGCAGGGCCAGCAGCAGCUCUCCUCUCGCGCAUCGCCCCAUCAGCCCCAAGCUGGGCAGGGCCAGCAGCAGCUCUCCUCUCGCGCAUCGCCCCAUCAGCCCCAAGCUGGGCAGGGCCAGCAGCAGCUCUCCUCUCGCGCAUCGCCCCAUCAGCCCCAAGCUGGGCAGGGCCAGCAGCAGCUCUCCUCUCGCGCAUCGCCCCAUCAGCCCCAAGCUGGGCAGGGCCAGCAGCAGCUCUCCUCUCGCGCAUCGCCCCAUCAGCCCCAAGCUGGGCAGGGCCAGCAGCAGCUCUCCUCUCGCGCAUCGCCCCAUCAGCCUUCCCUCCUCCCUUCCCGCCUCCCUUCCCUCCUCCCUUCCCGCCUCCCUUCCCUCCUCCCUUCCCUCCUCCCUUCCCCCCUCCCUUCCCGCCUCCCUUCCCUCCUCCCUUCCCCCCUCCCUUCCCUCCUCCCUCCCCUCCUCCCUCCCCUCCUCCCUCCCCUCCUCCUAUCCUCCAGGCACGUGCUUAAAGGAGGGUGACGUGGGGGUGUGUGAUAUAUCUCAUCCUCUGCCAUCUCUCCCUCCCUCCUCCCUUCCCUCCUCCCUUCCCUCCUCCCUUCCCUCCUCCCUUCCCCCUCCCUUCCCGCCUCCCUUCCCUCCUCCUGUCCUCCAGGCUCGAGCUCUCCUCUCUCAAAUCGACCCAGCAGCCCGGUAUUGGCCGGGGCCGGCAGCAGGGGAGGGCGAGGUGGGGGUGUGUGAUGCGGGGAGGGGGUGGGAGGAGGAAUGGGAGGGGGAGUUUGAUGCGGUUAUGGGGGGGAAGAUGGCGGAGGGGCGGAGGCAGGUGGUGCGGGAGGCAAUGGGGAGCAUUGACGAGUGUGUGAAGGCGUGGGAAGAGGUGAGAGCGGGGGAGCAGGGGGGGGGGAGGAGGGGAGGUGAGAGUGGGAAGGGUGAGACUGGGAGGAGUUCCGCACCCUCACCAUCUCCUAGGAUGCGCCAUCACCCCAAGCGGUGUGGGUGCGAGCUCCUUAUGUCUCUCCCUGCCCUCUCAUUCCCCUCCCCCCUUUCUCCCCUCUCCCCCAGUUCCGCACUCUCACCAUUUCCUGAGAUGCGCCAUCACCCCAAGCAGUUUCCGCCCCCUCACAGUCUCCUGGAGUGCUCCCUCCUCACGAGCGGUGUGCGUGCGAGCUCGCAUGGCGGGCAGCUCAUGGGUGGGAGGAGGGCCAAGGGCACACGGGAGAUUCGCCACCUUUCUCUCGCUGCUCUCCGCCUCAAGCAGCUCACGGGUGGGGGGAGGGCCGAGGGCACACGGGAGAUUCGCCACCUUCCUCUCUCUGCUCUCUGCCUCAAGCAGCUCACGGGUGGGGGGAGGGCCGAGGGCACACGGGAGAUUCGCCACCUUCCUCUCUCUGCUCUCCGCCUCAAGCAGCUCACGGGUGGGGGGAGGGCCGAGGGCACACGGGAGAUUCGCCACCUUCCUCUCUCUGCUCUCCGCCUCAAGCUGUUGCUCUGGGUACGAGCUGGUGCUCUGGGUGCCAGCUGGUGCUCUGGGUGCCAGCUGGUGCUCUGGGUGCCAGCUGGUGCUCUGGGUGCCAGCUGGUGCUCUGGGUGCCAGCUGGUGCUCUGGGGCCAGCUGGUGCUCUGGGUGCCAGCUGGUGCUCUGGGUGCCAGCUGCCAGGUGGUGGUUGCGGUGGAGGGCAGUCAAGACAAGGGCAGUCAAGACAACAAUAUGCUUCCCACAAACCAGUUGUUGCAAGAGGGGGAUGCGGGGAGUAGCAGUGGCGGAGUGAGAAGGCGGUUGCUGAGGGAUGGUACAAAGGCGAGUUUUGAGCAUUCUCAAAACUCACCUGCAACGAAAAGGACCCUGCUGCAGGAUGAUACGAAGGAUCAUGGUGCUGUUGUAGCAUCUGUCACUGUCACUGUAGCACCUGACGCCGUAGCACCUGACGCCGUAGCACCUGACGCCGUAGCACCUGACGCCGUAGCACCUGACACCGUAGCACCUGGCACUGUUGCACACGAUACUGUAGCAGCAGGCACUGUUGCUCCUAACACUGUUGCACCUGACACUGUAGCAGCCGGCGCUGUUGCAGCUGGCACUGUGGCAGCUGUGACUGUAGCAUCUCACACUGUAGCAGCUAACACCGCAGCACCUGAGACUCUAGCACCUGGACCGGACACAGUAGCAUCUGGUGCUGCUGCUUCACCAUCCGCUGCCUCUCCAGCACCAGUGGAUAUGGGGGUGUUCCAUACAUGGAACGAGGAUCUGGGCCGUCAGAUAAGGGGUGUCUCCAUCUCGCACCGUCCACUCAAAUGGCUGCAUGGCAUAGUAGAGAAGGCAGACGGUCCUAUCGAUAUUCUUCUGGUGAGUUAUGCUAUUGUGUGUCCGUCUCCCCAGCCUCAGCAGCUGCGAUAG